AUGAGUCGACCGCCGUAUCCAACAUACCCCGGUCCUCGACAACAGCCUCCGUGGGUGCAACAGGGACAAAGGCCUAUUCAACCUGGGGCUGCUUCUCUUCCCCUGCAUCCACCGCCUCCGGCAGGAUCUUCACCUGCCCCUCCGACCACUAUUAAGCCUGAACAUGCGGCGUUGUAUGCUAAUUAUGGCUAUGGGGCUCGUUGGCAACCACCGCCGCCACAGCAACCCAUGGCACCUCCACUACCGCCUCCCCAGCAGUAUCCAUCUCCCAUGACCGGCCACCUACCGACAGCCUACGCCCAGUCGCCUUACGCAGUUCACGCGUAUCAAGCUCAACCCAUUAUGUAUAUUCAGCCGCCACAACCUCUUGUACAGAGUUCACAUCCCCCGCACGUAAUGCAUGCUCAUCAGCAAUACGCAAACCAUCCCACAGUGCCGCAGAUAGUACCACGUCAACAUGUUCACCAUCCCUCUCUCCACCAGCCGGUGGCCAACAAUCCGAACAAUACCAAUGUCCAACGUUUUCCUCCCGCCAAGAGGCCUCGUUUUGAUAAUGCGAGACCUACCUCCCAGCUCUACUCCACCUCUCAGCCCCCUAACCCCUCGCUCCCGCUUCCGCUACCGCCACUCCCUCUGAGUGGACCAACUCACAACCAGUCUGGACGGAUGUCCUCCCAGCAGCCUCCCUUCAAAACCGGACGAGGAGGCUCAGUACAAUCUUCCAGGGGGCGUGCCAGUGGGCACCACAGUCGCGGUGGUGGGAACAUACCGCGAGGUGGUUUGGUCAAUGGCACAAAUAACCGCGCGGCCAAUGCAAGCAGGGGGGGCGCGACUCAUGGUGGGAGUCGCGGAGCAUUUCGCAAUGCUUCCAACUCCUUGAAGCCUUCCAACUCGUCGUCUAGUUUUACGUCCGGUAUUUCCUCUUCUUCUUUCAACCCCCAGUUACCGAAUGGUCAAUCUUUGGCAAAUCUUAAUCGCCCCAGACACGGCCACGGACUUUCUGGAUCUAGACGGGAAGAAAGUUCCAAGAAGACUUUGACGGACUUCAGGGUUAUUGGCGUAGAUUGUCCGCUCCUUGGAUGGGCGUGGGGCACGGUGAUCGCGCAAGGGGAUAUGGAUAACUCGGAGGCGAAAUCGACUCGUGGUUCGAGAGCCGCCAGCCCGAAUUCUGCAGCGCCAGAAGUAGGAACCGAAUCCCAUGCCCCGUCCAUCCACGUAGUGCAAUCCAUCGCCAAGCCUUCCCAGAUCAAAACUUCAACUGAGAGUUCUCGAAUACGUAUAUACUUUAACAGUCCAGUUGAACUAGAAGACAAGCCCUCGCAGGUAUAUGCCCCUGACAGGAGCCGCGGUGGGAAACGGAAGAAGGAGGCUGAUGACGGCGAGCCACAGGAGAGCGGGAAACGGAAGAAGGAGGAUCCUGACUGUGGCGAGAACUUCCCUAUCCCGACAAAGAUUCAACAACAAGAUUCCCUUUUCCUCAACCCUGCGUCUCUUCAUAAUCCACUUGCCCUACCGGGCCAGGAGUCUUUCCCACGUUCAACUUUCCAUGAAUCUCCUAGCGGCAUUGGUGCUAAGCGCAAAGCUACCGAUGACGAAAAUACCAGUGUGGCGGAGCAAAUAAACACCGCUGAGCCCGUGUCUGGGGAGCAGGAGGCUGAAACCGAGUACGCCGGAUCACCUCGGCGUGGCGACCAGCACUACUACGAAGGUGCACCCCCAUCUAUUCAUUCCCUAGAGAUGGAUGAGAACGAUGACCCCAUACCGGAGUCUCAAGUGGUCACUGAACCAGCAUAUGAUGACGAGCAGAACCCAGUUAUCGGGCCAGUCUCCCCCAUGACGGAGAGUUCGGAACAAAAGCAGGAUGAACUAGAGGCUGCCGCUCUUCUUUCGGAAUCUGCUGCUUCAAGGACCGGAACUGAUGGGCAAGGGGUCGAGGAAGAGCAUGCUCCUGGUGCCCGAACUCCUGAACAUGGCAAUUUUCCAACCGAGAAAAUAGAUCCGCACUCCGACGUGGGGCUCACUGCUGAAGACGAGGAAGACGAGACUUUGCAGGAAGAGACUCAGCCCAUUGAAUCCACUGAUGCAAGCUUUGCACUUUCGGUACAAUCAGCAGGAAUGUUUCCUACGGCAGCGAUGGCCCCAACCGACGGGGUUACCACUCCAGCUCCUUCCGUCAUUUGCCCCGUCAAACCACCCUCACCGAAUCGUAUAUCUAUCUCUUACGCGGGGAGUUCAAGACGUUUAGUCCUGGAUGCGGAAAUCAUCCAGCAUGUGAAGAUUUAUCGUGCCGAGGGAAAGAUUGAGGUAAGCUUCGUUUUGGAGCGCUAUGAAGACCCUGCCGCGACUCCCGCGAAUAUCAUGAGCGUGUCCGAGCUGUCCCAACCUGCCGCAGAAAGCGCAGAAGACAAUGCGGACACCCCCACCGGAGAGGGAGGGCUCAAAGGCUAUAAAAUGGACGAUAAUGGAUCUUCUGAAAGAAGUUCAGAUACUGUUGCUGUCGAGAAUACAACCCUUCACGAGGCUUGUGGCCAAGCGCCCGCAGCUUCUAGCACAGAUGACACCCCAGAGGCCGAAAGUGGCCAUUGUGAUGAGAAAUUUAUUUCGAGUAGUGAUGCUACUCAAGUCCCCUCGCGCUGUCGAGAGACAUCGAAGGAAUACGUACCAAUUGCCUACCCUGCCAAGUCCGCAGAUCCCACACUUCCAGAUUUUUCUACGUUACUUCAAGUGGCCCCCACUGUCGUUAAUCUCACCGCUUAUCUUGACCGGCUGAAACCGUUGUCAGAACCCAAAUGGGUCAGAACUGGUGAUAUUGAGGAAUGGCUUUCGGCCGUUUUUGAUUCACGCACGAAGAAAGGAUCAGAUGCACGCGAGGUGUGGAGCGGGAAGAUUAAGGUCACAGACCCCGACCCCGUCAUACAUACUAUCCUUGGUGAUUGGGCUGCAAGUUCGGGGGUUGGUGUUGGAAAGAAUCGACGUCGGUUCAUCAAGGAGCACUUGACAGUCUCCGCAGAAAAUCUUUUCGACAUCCUGCUUCGUGUUGUGCGGGGUUCUAUGCAGCCUCCUGUCUCGUCCACAUCAUCCUUGACAAAUAUGUCUUCACUAUCGGGGAGCCCAGCAAUCGAUCCCGCCUCUUCGGGUUCAUCGAUGGCCCUCAUGCAAUCUGGCCACCAUACCCCUCUCAGUGCUGCGAUACUUGGCUUGUACCAGAUUUUGGCGGAGUACGCAAAAAAGGCAGGAGAUGACUCAACGAAACUUUUUGAUCACCUGGGUGUUCUCAUCAGUACACUUCCUCAGCAUCAACUUCAGCGAAGUAUAGACUGGAUGUUCAAGGAUUGGGCUGCAUUGCACGGCAUCAAUCUCGGUGCUUCAGCGUCGUCCUCUGGUGGUGGUGGCAGUGGUGGAGGCGGGGGGAGUAAUUCGGGCCGGAAAAAAUAAGCAUGACGUGUAUACUUCAUGCUCAUGCUUGCUCUGCAUGGUUGAAAAUGUAUACGUAGAGCACCUUUUAUUAUUAAUUCAGUUGGUGGCAUAUUCAUGGGUGGAACACGGUGCCCACAUUCUGGACGUCAUUACCUGGCCCAGCGCUCGGGGAGCGGGAAUUGGGCAUGCCUACGAUCAGAACACCAAAUUGCUAUAGGUAAAGCUUGGCGUGCGGCCAUUUCCUUCGAGCCUCCACGCUUUGAUUGAGACGU
This is a messenger RNA of Cantharellus anzutake, 3689 nucleotides long. RefSeq lists its product as uncharacterized. The record is from RefSeq and is a predicted model, not a curated record. The coding region runs from base 1 to 3435 and encodes 1144 amino acids. NCBI's taxonomy places the organism in Eukaryota, Fungi, Basidiomycota, Agaricomycetes, Cantharellales, Hydnaceae. The transcript has 8 exons.